This is a messenger RNA of Zychaea mexicana, 1605 nucleotides long. Its product is annotated as mitochondrial carrier domain-containing protein. Gene Ontology annotation, molecular function: ATP transmembrane transporter activity; calcium ion binding. The transcript is spliced from 6 exons. The coding region runs from base 1 to 1605 and encodes 534 amino acids. NCBI's taxonomy places the organism in Eukaryota, Fungi, Mucoromycota, Mucoromycetes, Mucorales, Lichtheimiaceae. Gene Ontology annotation, biological process: transmembrane transport. The record is from RefSeq and is a predicted model, not a curated record.
AUGGCAUCACCACCACCGCCAACAUCUUUGAACAACACACAACAACAAGCUCGACACCCAUAUUACGACGAAAAGGCUGCCGAGCGUGAAAACCGUAUUCGAAGCUUGUUUGAUUCACUGGACAGUAACGGAAACGGAUACCUUGAUGCAGCUGCUAUUCUUCGUGGAUUCCAUAAACUCACCCAUUUGCCUGCCCACACACGCUAUGCCACCGAUCUCCUGGCAAAAUGCGACACGGCUCGGGACGGCGCAAUAGACUAUUCUGAAUUUAGAACCUAUGUGCUUGAAAAAGAAAAGGAGUUGUGGGAUUUGUUUUCGGAAAUCGACCAGUCCGGCGACAAUCGGUUACGCGCUGACGAUCUCGAGAAUGCACUCAAGGCAGCAGGGAUACGCGUCACCAAGGAUGAACUGGACGAAUUCAUCCAAGUGAUUGAUACUGAGGGAAACGGAUACAUUGAUUUUCAGGAUUGGCGCGAUUUCUUGUUGUUGUUGCCACAGGAAACAACCAUUUCAGAAAUCUACCAGUAUUAUCAAACAUCGACACAACUGACCCAGGACGCCGAGGUCUCCUUCUCGCAUACCGACGAAGCUGCACAGAAUGCCUACAAGUACCUUGCUGCAGGCGGCAUUGCGGGUGCUGUUUCACGAACAUGUACAGCACCCUUUGACCGACUCAAAGUGUACCUGAUUACACAAACUUCGCCCAGACCGAUCCAAAAUAUAGCCUCCUCUGUAAAAGGAGGACCAGCAUCAUCAACAGCAGCAGCAGAAUCCUCAUCAUCCAUCGUUGGUGCCGUCCGCAAAAUUUAUGGUCAAGGUGGUUUCCGCGGCUUCUUUGUUGGCAAUGGAUUGAACGUCAUGAAGAUUAUCCCAGAAUCCGCCAUCAAGUUCUAUGUGUUUGAAACUGCCAAGACAUUGUUGGCCCAAUUCACUGGUGUCGAGGAUAAGAACGCUAUUCCGGUGGGUGCCCGAUUUGUUGCUGGCGGCAUGGCUGGUCUGUGCUCCCAAUUUUGCAUUUACCCCGUAGAAACCCUUAAAACACGCAUCAUGUCGACCAAGGUGGGCGAUCAAGCCAAGAACCCUGUGCUUAGUGCCGGUAGUGGUGUUGCUCCGAAUGGUCGGUCGUUUGUUGUCAACACUGCAAUCAACAUGUAUAAAGCCCAGGGCAUCCGUGCGUUCUGGCCUGGUUUGACGCUUGGUUUGUUGGGCGUGUUUCCAUACCAAGCCCUAGAUAUGGGCAUUUACGAGACACUCAAAGUUACCUACUUGCGUUACAUGAAUGGUCAGGAGGAAAAACGGAAAAGCAACGAUUUGCUUCUUCCCAAUGUACUGGUGUUGUGGGCAUGUGGUAUGGUGAGUGGCUCAAUUGGCGCCACCACUGUUUAUCCGCUCAAUCUUGUCCGGACGAGAUUACAGGCGCAAGGUACACCAGGCCACCCACAUCGCUAUUCCUCUGCUUGGGACGCUGCCAGAAAAACAUUUCAAGCUGACGGUGUUCGAGGCUUUUACAAAGGCCUGGGACCAACAUUAUUCAAGGUCGUCCCAUCCGUCAGUAUCAGUUAUGCUGUGUACGAGUUCAGCAAACGGUCUUUGGGAAUCAGCUAG